This is a messenger RNA of Trametes versicolor FP-101664 SS1, 1095 nucleotides long. Its product is annotated as HlyIII-domain-containing protein. NCBI's taxonomy places the organism in Eukaryota, Fungi, Basidiomycota, Agaricomycetes, Polyporales, Polyporaceae. Bases 20 to 1003 code for a protein of 327 amino acids. The record is from RefSeq and is a predicted model, not a curated record. Gene Ontology annotation, molecular function: signaling receptor activity. Gene Ontology annotation, cellular component: membrane. The transcript is spliced from 9 exons.
CCAUCCUAGACUUGUAGAUAUGCCCGGGAAGCCACCACGCCAGCGCAAGACGCGCCAAGAUGACCUAACAAACGACAUCCAGGACCCCAAUGCACAUUCAUCCCUCUAUGUAAAAGAUGCCACGCAUACAAGCACACUUGGGAAGACGCGGAGCAAGACGCUCACUUGGCUAGAGAUACCCGAGUGGCAGAGAGACAACGAGUACAUCUUGACCGGGUAUAGACGGGCGACAGCAUCUUGGCGUGCAUGCGCCGCUUCGGUUUUUGGCUACUUGCAUAACGAGACCGUCAACAUCCACAGUCACCUCGCCGGCGCGGUGAUAUUCGCGGUGCUGUUGGUCAGCUUCCCGACUGUAUACUUCGCACACUACGAGUCGACCACAUGGGAGGACAUGGCCGUCUUCAUGAUCUUUCUUUGCGCCGCCAUCUUUUGCCUUUUCUCCAGCGCGUUUUACCACACGUUUAGCGCGCAUUCAGAAGCGGUAGCCGGCAGGUGCAACGGUCUGGACUACGCGGGCAUCGUCGUCCUGACUGUUGGUUCAUUCUACCCGUGCAUCUAUUACGGGUUUUUCUGCGAUCGUCACUACAAGACGUUCUAUUUGAGCGGGAUCACCAUAGCUGGCCUAGGCGCCGCAUACAUAGUGCUCAACCCUGAGUACCGGAAGCCGACACACCGCGGUGCCCGAACGAAGGUCUUCAUCUUUCUAGGCCUGAGCGGUGUUAUACCCACACUGCACGGCCUUGUAACGCAUGGCUAUUACACGCUGUGUUACGAAAUGGGCUUCGGCUGGCUGCUCGCCUCCGGCGCCAUGUACAUCGUCGGGGCCCUGCUGUACGCGAACCGCAUCCCGGAACGCCUCUCGCCCGGCACAUUCGACUACUUCCUCGCGUCGCACCAGAUCUUCCAUUUCUUCGUCCUCGCGGCAGCGCUUGCGCACUACGCCGGCGUGCUCACCGCGUUCGACCACUGGCACCGCCGGGUCUCCGGCUGCCCCGCGCGCUGAACCCUGCACGCGACCAUGCCCGUUCUGUACUUCCGCCGUGGGGUGGGCGAUCUAAAUCCUAUUGCCAAUGUAACUGCGCCUUCGUAACUGUC